This is a messenger RNA of Linum tenue, 1453 nucleotides long. The record is from the annotation of a GenBank genome assembly. NCBI's taxonomy places the organism in Eukaryota, Viridiplantae, Streptophyta, Magnoliopsida, Malpighiales, Linaceae.
CUUUUACCGAUUUUUUUGACGGGCUUGGCUUCGUUUGAUGCUUCGUCUUCUCUUCUCAAAGCGCUGUUGAUUCUCUUCCACCCAAUAAUUUUUCCUUGGAAACAAACAGAACCAGGAAUUCCAGCCGGCCAAGGCGAACGCCUCCGAUUAGUGACGAAACAACGGUCGCAGAGUUAGCUCCCCGUCUCAGCGGAAGAUAAACUUUCAAUAAUCAAGUGGUUUUUCUCGCGGCGAUCAUCUUGGGGAUUUCUAUCUUUUCCCAAGCGAGAUAGGAAGAGAUGCAGGCUGUGGUGGUGAACCCAGUUUGCUGCUCCGCGCAGAAAACCCUAGACCCUCCUUCUUCCUUUCUUCAUCGUCGUCCCGGGAAGAGUGGCGGUUUCUUUGGCAGCAGAGUCUCUGUAAACAGGAGUUGCAACCGUCCGCAUGGCAUUCCGUGCUGGUCUGUGAAGAUUCGUUCGCCUGGCUUAUCUCGGAAACUAGCUGUGAAGGCGGUGGCAACUCCGAAUUCGGCCAUCGAAUUGCCGUUAACUGCAGAGAAUGUUGAGAGUGUAUUGGAUGAGAUUCGACCGUAUCUCAUUUCCGAUGGUGGUAAUGUAGCUUUACACGAGAUUGAUGGGAAUGUUGUGAAGUUGAAGUUACAAGGAGCAUGUGGAUCGUGUCCUAGCUCUGUUACCACCAUGAAGUUGGGCAUUGAGCGUAGGUUAAUGGAGAAAAUUCCUGAAAUCGUUGCUGUGGAACCUAUACCAGAUGAAGAAACUGGGCUUGAGAUGAAUGAAGAAAAUAUAGAGAAGGUACUAGAAGAGAUCAGGCCAUAUCUUGUGGGUGCCGCUGGAGGGUCCCUUGAACUAGUGACAAUCGAAGAGCCAAUAGUGAAAGUUCGAAUCACGGGGCCAGCAGCUGGGGUGAUGACCGUUCGAGUUGCUGUUACACAGAAGCUGCGCGAGAAAAUACCAUCGAUCGCUGCUGUUCAACUUCUGUGAUUGGUCCCCUUGCAAGAUCUACCCUUUAUGCCUUGCAUAUUGGCCGCAUGGCUGGCACUCAGAAUCUCAGAUGAUGCAGCUUAGUGAUGUACAGUCCAGGGGACCUGGUUUCGAUCGUUUUCUUGCAGCUAUCCCGUGAUGCAGACAAAAGGGGGGAAUGUGAAGAGAAUUGUUUUAACACUUAUAGGUGUAUCUCCACUAAUGCUUUUGCCUUUGUACUUGCGUAGUUUGUGAAUGUAAAUCCUGUAGUACAUUACUGCAGAAUGGUCUAUCGUUGCUUUUGGAAAGAAAAUAAAGGUAUUUCUAUUGGCUGUUGUUGAUCCAAAAGGAUAAGCCUUCUGGCUGUUCUCCAUUUCCUCCUCUCGCAAGAGGACUGACGAGGACUUGCAGCAAUCUCUCUCAAUGCAUUGCAGUAUGUUCUCAUCUUUUGUCACAGGUCUUCUCUUCUUUAGCUUCUUUUCUUCUUUUACCCC